This is a messenger RNA of Callorhinchus milii (elephant shark), 4951 nucleotides long. Its product is annotated as activin receptor type-2A. The record is from RefSeq and is a predicted model, not a curated record. Gene Ontology annotation, biological process: protein phosphorylation; activin receptor signaling pathway; cellular response to growth factor stimulus. Lineage: Eukaryota; Metazoa; Chordata; Chondrichthyes; Chimaeriformes; Callorhinchidae. Gene Ontology annotation, cellular component: plasma membrane; activin receptor complex. The transcript is spliced from 11 exons. Bases 255 to 1793 code for a protein of 512 amino acids. Gene Ontology annotation, molecular function: activin receptor activity; activin binding; ATP binding.
GUGGACGGUUGCCAGCGAAACUAAAGGAGACGUGGUGGAGUCGUGAAGAAAUAAGAAGAAGAAAAGGAAGAAGGAGGAGGAAGAGGAGGAGGAAAAGCAUUGGUGAAACGAAGCAACCGACCGGGAUUUUUAUUUUAAUUUUUAAUUAUUUGUAUUCCCCCCCCCCCCCCCCCACCCCCCACCCCCCGAUCUAUCCAUCCCGGAGAAACCCCAGCGUGAUUUGCUUCUCUAUCGCUUUCCCUCUCGCUCACAUCAUGGGAGCUGCUACCAAGCUUACGUUGGCUGUUUUCCUCAUUUCGUGCUCUUCAGGUGCAAUCUUGGGUCGAUCCGAGAACCAAAUCUGCAUUUUCUUCAAUGCAUACUGGGAGAAAGAUCGAACAAAUCGCAGUGGCAUUGAACAGUGUGAUGGGGAAAAAGAUAAAAGGCGACACUGUUUUGCUACUUGGAAAAACAACUCUGGUUCAAUAGAAAUUGUGAAACAAGGCUGUUGGCUGGAUCACCGGAACUGCUAUGACAAGGGUGAAUGCAUUGAAACAAAAGCCAGCCCCGAUGUGUUCUUCUGUUGUUGCGAAGGUACCAAGUGUAAUGAGCGUUUCUUUUAUGCCCCGGUUAUUCCACCGCAACCAACAUCAAAUCCGGUUCCACCAAGACCACCACUGUUCAACAUAUUGCUUUAUUCACUGGUACCCAUCAUGGGAUUUGCUGUGGUUGUGCUGUUCUCUUUCUGGAUGUACAGGCAUCAUAAAUUGGCAUAUCCACCAGUGCUUGUUCCAACUCAGGACCCCGGGCCACCUCCACCUUCUCCCAUACUUGGUCUGAAACCACUGCAGUUACUGGAGAUCAAAGCCAGGGGGCGCUUUGGUUGCGUGUGGAAGGCCCAGCUGCUCAAUGACUAUGUGGCCGUCAAAAUAUUCCCAGUUCAGGACAAACAAUCUUGGCAAAACGAAUAUGAAAUCUUCACUCUACCUGGAAUGAAACAUGACAAUAUUUUGAAUUUCCUUGGUGCAGAGAAACGAGGCACAAAUAUUGAUGUGGAGCUGUGGUUGAUAACUACCUUCCAUGAAAAGGGUUCCCUUUCAGAUUUUCUGAAAGCAAAUGUGAUCACAUGGAAUGAAUUAUGUCACAUUGCUGAGAGCAUGGCCAGAGGCCUUGCUUAUCUUCAUGAAGAUAUUCCUAGAUUGAAGGAUGGGCACAAACCUGCUGUUGCUCACAGGGACUUCAAAAGUAAAAAUGUGCUGCUGAAGAACAACCUCACAGCUUGUAUCGGAGACUUUGGUCUAGCUUUGAGAUUUGAAGCGGGGAAGUCAGCUGGCGACACUCAUGGACAGGUGGGCACUCGAAGGUAUAUGGCUCCAGAGGUGCUGGAAGGUGCCAUAAAUUUCCAGAGGGAUGCAUUCUUAAGGAUAGACAUGUACUCGAUGGGUCUUGUACUCUGGGAGUUGGCAUCAAGGUGCACAGCUGCAGAUGGUCCAGUGGAUGAAUAUAUGUUGCCAUUUGAAGAGGAAGUCGGACAGCAUCCAUCUCUUGAGGAUAUGCAAGAUGUGGUUGUGCAUAAGAAGAUCAGGCCUCUCUUCAGAGAAUGUUGGCAAAAACAUCCUGGAAUGGCCGUGCUGUGUGAGACGACGGAAGAAUGCUGGGAUCACGAUGCGGAGGCCAGAUUAUCUGCUUGCUGCGUAGCAGAACGCAUCACUCAGAUGCAAAGACUAACGAGCACCAUUACUACAGAUAACAUUGUGACAGUAGUCACCAUGGUAACAAAUGUUGACUUUCCACCCAAAGAAUCCAGCCUAUGAUGGCUCUAGGGGUCAUAAGACAGACACUGGACUCUCAAUAGAGCUGCUAUGCUGAAUUUAAUUGACCGGUUACGACAAACUCAGUAUCGUAUCUCUACCCGCUAAAGAACUGGUCGCCAAUGGAAAGACGAGUGGAUAAAAAAGGCAUAGUGCACCACUGCUGGUGGCAUUGGAAGACAACAUGUUUAUAGCAUGGGUCACUCAAUACUUCAAUAAGCUUCACUGGAGACAUUGAAAGAAGUAGUAUGUAUUACGUUCUUCUGACAUAGGUGAAGCUGAGCAGGAAAAUAGACGAGUCCUCAAGAACGUGCCAUAGAAAGACGUUGGUUCUUCCUUUGGUAAAAUGAGGGCGGUCAAAGCUGGAGUGAACCAGGUGGCUUCUCAAAAGGAUGUUUCAGUCCUUCAGAAAAAAAACUUAGUUUUUAAUGACAGUGCAUUUCAUUUCAGAAAAAAAGGGCAAUUCGUUUUUAUCGCAUUUGCUGUUUGCGUUCACAAAGAACUAUUGUAAUGCCAAUAUGACAUAGUUGUGAAUGUUUAGUGUGCUGCUGUUAUAUGUAUAAACAAAUCAAGAUUCUUUGAUGGGACAUAGCAAAGAAGCUUCAAGCAUUACAUUAUAACCAUAAACCUCCCUCAACAAGGUAUACCUCAGUUUCCAUAUUUGAUAAACUAUAUUAGUACUUUUAGUUUGAUAACUCUUAACAGAUUUGAAUUGAAAAUUGACCUUAAUGUAGUUUUAUGUAUAAAAUUACUGCAUUUUUUAAAAAAAGGUAAAUUAUACCUUUCUAUGCCAAUGGGAGAUGGCCAUUCAAGUGUUUCUGCCUUGUUUUCCUGUGCUAGCUACUUGUAAUAAUUUUUAUCAUGCAGUUGUCCGUUUCUAAUAGCUCCUUUGCUAAGUGAGGCUUUGCAAGUAUCUUUUGCCCCAGUAUUGGCUUCCGAAAGCACUUCCUUAUUUUAGAUUUGCUGUGUCUAUAGAGAAUUCGAAGGUGUACGCAUGCUUUUCUGUUUUUAGCUUGCGAUAUAUAAAUAACACUGGAGGUGUUUUAAAUCUGAAUGCUUUUAUUUUGUAAAGUAAUAUAUCAUUUUUAAGUUUUCCCUUUCAUUACAUAUGUAAAGUAAUUUUGCUUAUCUGUUAGCAAAAGUGCAGUCAUUACUCUACCUGUCACUGUACCAACAUAACCUCAGGAAUUUGUUACCCUAAAAACCCUCUCUGUUUUGAGUUGUGGUGGCAGACCUACACUAAUUGUAGUGCCAUUUGAAUAGGUUAUAAAAGCUUUCAGGACAAAGGAAAUAAGUUUUUAUAUUUUUAAUAUAUGCAAUAGAUAUAUGUAGAGAUGACUGGUACUGACUUCUUCUGUUCCCAGACAGAUACACAGUUUUACACAUUGUAGCAGAACUAACUUAAAUUAAAACUAACCACUAUAAGUGCUGCUCAGAUCACCCUUUAGGGCUAGGGAUUGGUUGUCUUCAACCGAGUGUUAACCAUGCAUUGCAUUGUCACAACAUAACUGAAUCCUUCAGUACAAAACAACGCAGUGUAGAUUACCACAAAACCAGUAAAAUUACACUGUGUGAAUGGUGAUUAGGUGCCAAAUGGUUGAGAUAGUUAACAACACUGAAGUGUUCAUAUUUUACAAUAGAUUUACAGUUAAAGUUGAGUUGUUUGACCGAACAGACUGCGUUAUGAAGAGCUUGUUCACUUAAAGCUCUUAAUUUUGUCAGGAUCCCAUUGUAAAAGAAUAGUGACAAAAAAAAGUAUUAGUUAAAGCUGCAGUAUAUCAUCAUGAAAGCAACUUUUGAGAAAAAAGGUUCCUUACAGAUUUGUUCUCAGCAGCCUCCUCCAAGACCCCACUAAAAAAGUAUAAGAAGCACACAUUUGUAAUUUAGAGCGAAAUAUUCCUGAUAUUCCUUUUGUGUAUUCUUUAUUCUCAUCUCUUCCUGAAUUUUUAGCCCCACUGGCUUCUCUCUCCUUCAGGUUCACUACAAUUGGUAUUUUUCAUGAUAAGUUUCAGGUGUCAGAAUUUUUUUUCUUAGAGUGCAAGUAAGUUUCUAACAGACUUCAGUUGACAUUUUAAUUGUUUAAUAUUAGACCCAAUUUUCAGUGCAUCAGAUUUAUUUUUACCAAAAGUGGUUUUAACAAUACUGAAGAAAAUUGAACAUUAGCAUUACUUUCUACAAAAUAACUUCAUUUAGUUUUUUUUUUGCAUUAUUUCCCUCCCCUCCCCCAUGUUAAAUUUCUCCUAGAAUAUAUUGCAGCUUUAAAACAUUUGCAAAUCAGGAACUCACUGUGAAUGAAUGUUUUAUGCAUAUGUGAAGUGCUUGCUUAUGAAAAUGACAGAUCUUUUAAUAGACUGGAGAAAAAAAACACUAAUUGUUAUGCACAGCCUCAGAGCAAGAAAAUUGCAACGUUAAAAGAAGAAAAAAAAAUCUGUCCCCAUACUCCAAGCAGAGAGGGAAGAAAGGGCAAAUGCAAUGGUGUAUGUAUUUCAACAUGCCCACUUGUACAACUUCAGAUUAAACCGUCAGUUGGUGUCUGUCUCAAAAACACAGGUUCAUUACAGCCAGAGGAAUCUUCUCUGUUGAAAUACUUGUACUAUAUAAAGUGUGGUUUGUAUCAUUUCUUCCCGAGAACAAACUGUUCGUUGUAAUGUCAAAUUUUAAACUAUUACCAAAAUUAUUCUUUGGUAGAUUUGAACUCCGUUUGCUGCCUGCAUUUUGUAGGGUAGACAUGUUUGCUCUGAAGUACAAUUCGAGUUUAUGAUGCAAUACAAUGACCAUUUCUACUGAAUUGUCUAUAACAAGUGGCCACUCGCAAGAUGGGUCUGUUGGACGGAAUGAUACAAAAUAUACUCUAUAUUAAGCAUUGCUUACCUCAGAACUUACCACCAGGGAGUUCUUAAAGCAGUUUGUUUGAUACACAUACCUCUAAGCUAUGUUUGCUUUAGUCUGUAUCAAUGUUCUGUGCAUUUGUGGGCACAAAUUACUGUAAUACUGGAUAUGUACUUGGCAAUUUCUACAAAUACCUAGCAAACAGAGGCCCCAGGGAGAGGCCUGGAUAGAUGGAUAAGAUUGUUAAAUAUUGUACAGAAACUUUUGCUGUUCCCCUAAGAAUAAACUGUAUAGUGACUGCUGUAUGACAUGCAUUCUAUACAUGAAAUGGA